This is a messenger RNA of Fusarium verticillioides 7600, 2124 nucleotides long. RefSeq lists its product as hypothetical. Lineage: Eukaryota; Fungi; Ascomycota; Sordariomycetes; Hypocreales; Nectriaceae. Bases 1 to 2124 code for a protein of 707 amino acids. The transcript is spliced from 2 exons. The record is from RefSeq and is a predicted model, not a curated record.
AUGCCAGACAACAAAUCCGAUGCCAAAAUUUUACAACCUCAUACUCUCUGCUCCCUCUGUACAUCUUUCUGGGAGCGUGCAACAUGCCUCAGAUUCCGACCUGAAGUCCUUCUCGGUGGCGGAGAUGAUGUCCCAUCGAUGCCACAGCAUCUUCUCUUCUCUCCCAACCGCACUGAUGUUCUAUCUGCUGCGUUGCAAGGCUGCCACUUCUGCUCCAUCAUCGUUGGAGCUGUUGUAGGAUGCACGGGAGAACAUGGUGGUCGACAAUUUUCUGGUGACAGGAAUGGCCCUAUCUACAUCUCAAUAGCGAUGUUGGACACAGAUGCCGGUACCUUUCUCCUUACGUUGUUUCCCUGCGAGGAGUCAAGCAUCUUUAGUCAUGAUCAAAUACUCAGCGAUUAUCCUUUACAACUACGCCCAGUCACAGGGAGCCAUGGGGACAUAAAAACUGACGAUCAACACCUUGUAUCGACGCUGCAUCCAACAACUUAUUCCGACGCAACUGCUGAUUUCAUUCGAUCUUGGAUUACUGAAUGUCAGAGUACUCAUAUCCUGUGCGGCGACGACCUUUUGAGCCUGAUUCUUGGUUCCACAGAAACAAAAGCACGACCCCGGCGCUUGCUAGAUCUGUUGGCUUUCCAGGAUAUGGAGAACAUACGGCUUAUCGAGGCCAACAAUGACCACGGCAAGGAGUACUGCGCUCUGAGUUACAGCUGGGGAUUUAGUGAGCCCUUUGUCAUGAAAUCCUCUAAUCUGGCGGCGUUUCAGAAAGAAAUUCACGUCAAAGAUUUGCCGAAACUACUACAAGACUCUAUUCGAGUCGUUAGGGGUCUCGGGUUCAGGUAUCUGUGGAUCGAUGCCCUUUGCAUCAUGCAAGAUGGAAGCCAAUCUUCUGCAGCGUCGGACGACUGGGUUGACCAGGCGGGCAAGAUGAACGACAUCUUCGGGAACGCAGCUGUCACCAUCGCGGCAGCCGAAUGCUUUGAUGGCAACUCAAGCAUGAUCGUGCCACGAAAUCCGCUGAGUCAAUUAUCUUGUCGACUGGACACAAGCACGAAUCUCUAUUAUGAAGUCGUUCCACCAUGCACUCCGCAUUGUUUGUUACACCCUUUUGAUAAAGCACGCUUUCACCUCGAUACCAGAGCAUGGGUUUUCCAGGAGCGAAUAUUGUCGCCUCGGACAGUGCACCUGACUCGCAACUUUGUUCACCUUGAGUGCAGGACUGAGCUCCGUUGCGGAGCUAUGGGAGGACCUGACGCGUGCUAUCACGGCGGCGCAAUCGCCAAAGCAGAUUAUCAAGUGCUGUUCUCCAUGUUCGGACCCAACGGGCUUGAUGAUUCUGCCCACGACGCAUUUCUCUCCUUCUGGCAUGAGCUUAUCAGGAGGUAUUCGACGACGAAUCUGAGCCGCAAGUCGGACUUGUUGGCUGCUUUGGCUGGUCUUGCGAAGCAAGUUCAGAUAAAAUCACAACUUACCUGGUCAUUUGGGUUGUGGCAAGAGCAUCUGCUCCGGGGUAUGCUAUGGUAUGUUAGGGGAGGAAGAGGCGCACCUUGUCGUGAGAGGUCGCCGACUUGGUCUUGGGCCAGCAUUGAUGUACAAGGACCGCAGAUCAUUUAUGAGCCCGCCAUACAAAUUUCCCUUCUCGCGGACAUCAUUAGUCUGCCCGAUGCAACAAACUUUGUAGGCCGUGGUCUAUUGGUGGAUUCAACGAAACAUUGCGUCAAGGCCUCAGGCCUGUUACGACCUGGUGCUCCGGAUUCGUUAAAAUAUGGUCAAGAUUCUGCUUCUAGCAUGAACAAAGAUAUUCGUGUCCAUCGGAAUUGCCAAGGGAUACGACAUAUCCAACGCCAAUGCCCAUUUCACCCAGACUACGACCUCCCAAACAACAUAGAGUUGUACAGCUUCCUUAUAGCUUGCGCUUCAGGAGCCCAACAAAGAAUUGGCUCUUCUUCUCAAAAUCUAGAUACGCAUGUGGGGAUUGUUCUGACGCCUGCCCCGGAACAUGAACGUCGAUACAGACGUGUUGGCUAUUUCCAUAUUGACAUUCAGAAGACAGAUGAUGAUGAUCAAGGAAUACCGUGGAUUCUGGAGAGCUCCAGUUUUGUUGAAAUAGAGGUCAUCUAG